AUGGGAGAACUUGAAUUUUCAAAGGUGCACAACUCAACAAUCUUUCUUGAAAAUCCUCUAGCUGCUCACAACAAUCUAAAAUUCAUUGUUGAUAGUCUUAAGAAAUGUUGUCUGGUUCAUGCUUUGACGACUAGUCCGGUGAUUUAUCAGAAUUUGAUCAAAGACUUUUGGAGAAGUGCAAUUGUCAUGGAAGAUGACAAGGAAGAAAAGUAUCUUGAAGCAAAUAUACAAGGAAAGAAGAUUCUGAUAUCAGAAAGUGUUAUUCGGGAAUCACUUCAAAUCAAUGAUAGGGCUAAGUAUUCUAUGGAAAUUGACUUGUAUCAAACUCAAGAAGUUCUGGACCACAUGGGGUAUGAAGGAUCAUUUCCUCCUACUGGGAUCAGUGAUGAUCUCCCUUCAAGCAUUGAACUAAAUCUUGAUGAUGAUGAAUUAGGUCCAUUUCCGGGGUUUGACAGCCGGUGCUUUGAAAAUGUCAAUGAAGUUGCUCAACCAACAACCAAGACUGGGGAAGAAGUUAAUGCUCUCAAAAUUUUGCUCUCCUCUUCCAAGUCUAUGGAGGUCUCUUCAGGUCAAAUAGAUGUGAUUUCAAAGAUUCCUCCCUCUGAUUCAACUGUCUCUACUUCUGCUCCGCUUUUGAGUGAAUCAACACAACAACAAACCUCCCAGUCCUCUUUGAAAGGAAGUCGAUCAGAUUAA
Molecule: messenger RNA, 696 nt
Organism: Lactuca saligna
Lineage: Eukaryota; Viridiplantae; Streptophyta; Magnoliopsida; Asterales; Asteraceae
Source: the annotation of a GenBank genome assembly